AUGGAGGAGGAGGAGCAACAGUGGUUUUGUAAAGGUUGGAUUCUCAGAACUGGAGGAUUCAAACGAAAUGGGAAUUCUUGGGACUGGAUCUGCCUGAAGCCUGGUUUCCCUGGGGAGGGGAUAGUGACUGCUGACAACAAACAGUCUUAUAAAUCUCCAGCCUAUGAGGCACUGGCCUUUGAGUUAUUGCUGGAGUGCCCAGUGUGCAUGGGGUACCCACGUGAGAUCCUGCAUUACACCUGCGAACACCUCCUCCCGACUAGGGCAGAGAUCUGGAGCUUCCACCCCAGCAAGUUCAUUCAGAGGGAUGGCCUGUAGAGGUUCCACAUCCUCAACAGGCUCUUCAACCUGCCUGAAACCUACCUGUAGGUCUGCAUGGUGGACUUCUCUGGCUGCUCCUGCUAUACCCAGGGUGUCCUGUGCCCUGUCCAGCCCUGGGGUCCAGGUUUGGUGGUCACCUCAGCCGCCUCAUCAGCCUCCCCUGUCCUCUCGGCCUGCCCCAGCUGUGACACUAGCUAUCGGCAUGGGAACCUCUUCACUCCUCCCAAAGCCUCUUCCUUCCAGGACCAGAGUGAUGCCUCUCUCCUGUCUGGCUCUCCCCUUGAGGAAGAACCAAGUGUGGGAGGGGGCGUCUCCCACACAUGGGCCUCCCUGGAAGUGGUCAUGGUCAGGGAGGCUGGGGAGCCAGAUCCAGGGGUGCUGCAGGGCACGUGGAUGGGCUAUGACCUCGGGGCUGGCAAGCUUCCCCCAGCGCAGAGCGCGGCUGAACCUGGGCCGGUGCCCCUGCCAAGCAAGGGAGGGCAGGAGCCGUGGGCUGUGUCACGGUCGGGCCUCAGCCGGGCCCUGGACGUCCUCCUGGGACCAGACUGUGGUAGACACACUGAGGCAGGCUCCUCGGACGAGGUGUGCGAGCUGCUCGGGGUGCACGGGAAGGAUAUUCUGUACAUCGGGGACCACAUCUUUAAGGAUGGCCUCAAGUCUAAGAAGCAGCAGGGCUGGACUUACACGGGGGUUCCUGAGCUGUCCCGGGAGCUGGGCAUCUGGGUCCAAGGGAAGGGUGAGCUGGAGGAGCUGAAGAGGUUGGACAUGCACCUGGUAAAGCUGUACCUCGAGAGCCCUGACGGGCCCAGGGUUGUGUCUGGAGCUUGGAGGCCAGGUUCCUCUUCUCCUGGGUCAUGUGGCCAUUUUUGCACUAGGCACACGGAUGGGAGCAGCUAUAGGUUGCAAGUCAUCAGCUCCAUCAAGAGGGAGAUGCAGAUGCCCCAUGGGUCAGCUGUGGAGCAAGAACGAGCUAACCUGGAUCCCCUCGCCUACCUCUUCUACAGCCAGAGAACGAGUUGCUAGGAGGUGGCAGGUUGCUCAUGUCCACAGUGGAGCUGGGAGGAGCCCCUUGGCUGUGUGUGUGGGAGCUCAGCUACCUGGGACUACCAUG
Messenger RNA from Nyctereutes procyonoides (raccoon dog), 1432 nucleotides. It is a transcript of the gene NT5DC4, whose product is annotated as 5'-nucleotidase domain containing 4. Gene Ontology annotation, molecular function: 5'-nucleotidase activity. The record is from RefSeq and is a predicted model, not a curated record. NCBI's taxonomy places the organism in Eukaryota, Metazoa, Chordata, Mammalia, Carnivora, Canidae.